AUGGAGGAUGACGGCAUUGGGACUUUAAGGAAAGUGUCAAGGCAAGAGUAUUUGAAGAAAAGAGAGCAGAAGAAAUUAGAAGAACUCAGAGAUGAUAUUGAAGAUGAGCAAUACUUAUUCGACGGUGUCAAGUUGACUGAAGCAGAGCAGCAGGAAUUAAGAUAUAAGAAACAAAUUUAUGAUCUUGUCAAGAAGAGGACAGAAGAAUCUGAUUUCGCCAAUGAGUAUAGGAUGCCUGAUGCGUAUGAUAUGGAUGGUGGUGUUAAUCAAGAAAAAAGAUUUGCGGUAGCAAUGCAGCGUUACAGGGAUCCUGCUGCAGAAGAAAAGAUGAACCCAUUUGCUGAACAAGAAGCAUGGGAGGAUCAUCAGAUUGGCAAAGCAACUCUUAAAUUCGGGUCCAAGGAUAAAAAGCAAAAGCAUGAUGAUUACGAGUUUGUGUUUGAAGAUCAAAUAGAGUUUAUUAAGACAAAUGUGAUGGAUGGUGUAAAUAUUGAUCAAGAACUAUCUGUGGAGUCGCCAGAGGCUUCUGCUGCCAAGACAGCAUUUGAAAAGCUACAGAGUGACAGAAAAACGCUGCCAGUCUAUCCUUACAGAGAGGAGUUGCUCCAAGCUGUUAAUGAUCACCAGGUUCUUGUUAUUGUUGGGGAGACGGGUUCUGGAAAAACUACUCAGAUACCUCAGUACCUCCAUGAGGCAGGGUAUACUGCCCGAGGAAAGAUUGGAUGUACCCAGCCGAGAAGGGUUGCUGCUAUGAGUGUUGCUGCUCGAGUAUCUCAGGAAAUGGGAGUAAAACUCGGGCAUGAGGUUGGGUAUUCUAUCAGAUUUGAAGACUGUACUUCAGAUAAGACGGUUUUAAAAUAUAUGACCGAUGGAAUGUUGCUACGUGAAUUCCUUGGAGAACCUGACCUUGCAAGUUACAGUGUGGUGAUGGUGGAUGAGGCCCAUGAAAGAACGCUCUCAACAGAUAUUCUAUUUGGCUUGGUUAAGGAUAUCGCUCGGUUUCGUCCCGAUCUAAAAUUGCUCAUCUCGAGUGCCACGCUCGAUGCAGAAAAAUUCAGCGAUUAUUUCGAUUCUGCUCCGAUUUUCAAAAUACCCGGGAGGCGAUUUCCUGUCGAAAUACAUUACACCAAAGCUCCUGAAGCCGAUUACCUCGACGCUGCUAUUGUUACCGCUCUUCAGAUUCACGUGACUCAGCCUCCUGGAGAUGGCGACAUUCUCGUUUUCUUAACGGGUCAGGAGGAAAUCGAAACUGCCGAAGAGAUUCUCAAGCAUAGGACCCGAGGGCUAGGAACGAAAAUAGCCGAGCUCAUCAUAUGCCCUAUUUAUGCCAAUCUGCCUACAGAGCUUCAGGCCAAGAUAUUCGAACCCACUCCUGAAGGGGCACGUAAAGUAGUCCUGGCAACUAAUAUUGCCGAGACUUCUUUAACAAUUGACGGGAUUAAGUAUGUGAUCGAUCCGGGUUUUUCAAAAAUGAAGUCUUACAAUCCGAGGACUGGGAUGGAAUCUUUAUUAGUCACUCCAAUUUCGAAAGCAUCGGCCAAUCAGCGAGCGGGUCGAUCUGGAAGGACGGGUCCUGGAAAAUGCUUUCGACUGUACACUGCUUAUAACUACCAUCACGAUCUAGACGAUAAUACUGUUCCUGAAAUACAAAGGACAAAUUUGGCUAAUGUUGUUCUUACUCUCAAGAGCCUUGGCAUUAAUGACUUACUGAACUUUGACUUCAUGGACCCUCCACCGUCUGAAGCUCUGUUGAAGGCUUUGGAGUUGCUUUAUGCUUUGAGUGCUCUUAAUAAACAUGGCGAGUUGACGAAAGUGGGUAGAAGGAUGGCUGAAUUCCCGCUUGAUCCUAUGCUGUCGAAAAUGAUUGUCGUGUCUGAAAAGUACCAGUGCUCGGACGAGGUCAUAUCUAUUGCUGCGAUGCUUUCUAUUGGGAAUUCGAUAUUUUAUCGUCCUAAGGACAAGCAGGUUCAUGCAGACAAUGCCCGUCUGAAUUUCCACACGGGAAAUGUUGGAGAUCAUAUUGCUUUGCUUAAGGUGUACAGCUCGUGGAAGGAAACCAAUUUUUCAACACAAUGGUGCUACGAGAAUUAUAUCCAGGUUAGAAGCAUGAAGAGAGCUAGAGAUAUACGUGAUCAACUAGAAGGGCUUUUGGAAAGAGUUGAAAUCGAAUUGACUUCCAAUCUGAAUGAUUUGGACGCAAUUAAGAAAGCUAUAACAGCAGGGUUUUUUCCGCACUCUGCAAGGUUACAAAAGAACGGGUCAUAUAGAACGGUCAAGCAUCCACAAACAGUUCAUAUCCACCCGAGCUCUGGCUUGGCACAGGUACUUCCAAGAUGGGUCGUUUACCACGAAUUGGUUUUAACAACUAAGGAGUACAUGCGUCAGGUGACAGAAUUGAAACCAGAAUGGCUGGUAGAAAUAGCUCCACAUUAUUAUCAGUUGAAGGAUGUGGAAGAUUUGAAUUCGAAGAAAAUGCCACGUGGCGAGGGUAGGGCUGCUAAGGAUUGA
This is a messenger RNA of Striga hermonthica, 2508 nucleotides long. NCBI's taxonomy places the organism in Eukaryota, Viridiplantae, Streptophyta, Magnoliopsida, Lamiales, Orobanchaceae. The record is from the annotation of a GenBank genome assembly.